CAGAAGAUGAAGCUUAACCACGAGCCUUCCACCGCCUCUGCCCUGUCGGACUCCAACCCCAUGGACAAGCUCCUUGCCAAGCUUUCCGAGCAGCAGGCUGUGCUUAACAAGCAAAACGAGGCUUUCAAGUCGUCCGAGGAUGGAGGUGUCUAUCGUGCCGCAGCCAUGGAGCACAAUUCAUCUAGUGCCUCGAUGCCUAUCACGCCGGCAACCGAGACUUUCGGUACUACUGCCCCGACCACUCGCCCUGCCAGUGCCGCAGUCAACGAUGGCCAAGUCAGCAAUGACGAAGUUCUUCGUCUGAAGCUGGAACUGGCUCAAGCCCAGAACAAGAUCUCUCGUCUGGAGGAGAUGUCCCAGACCCACCAGCCUAAGAGCGAGUUCGAGGUCGGAUAUCAGUCUGACCAGGGUCCACCUAGAAUUCCUGGUUUGUUCAAUGGUGGGAGUCGUUCUGCACCCCGAGACCCAGGCAAUAAUUGGUAUGAUGACUCUCGUUCCGACACUAGCGAGGCGUUGUCAGCAUCAGGAUUCAACCGCGCUCGAAACAUUUGGGACAACGGAAAGGGACCUCAGACCUCCUUCCCUCCGGCUGGCCUUCCUGCGCCGGAUGUUCCUCAAGGUCCAACCUCUUGGGGAGGCCGCGGUAGGUAUGCGGAUCCCAGCAUCCCUUACGCUGCCUCGGAUGGCUACAAGAGUGAGCGUCUGACUCCAGAUUACGACAUGACGAUUCGAGCACCCAACCGACGAGGUGGUCGGUACAACAACGACAGCAGAUACGGUCAUCCCGCUUUUGGUCACCAUCCUCCAUACAGUGGAGGCUACAACAACUACAAUCCAGUCCAGUUUGAUGGAGGUAAUGGCAGCUUGGCGGCACCCGGCCACUAUUCAAUGGGAAUGGGACCAUACUCCUCCCACCAGCCGUCUCCGAUCGGAACUCCUCUGUCACCCCUGGCAAGCGAGUUCACCUCGACUUCGGGAAGCGGUCCAUGGAAGAAUGAGGUAAGUUACUGGCACAUGUCGGGCGAGGGUCAGACAUAUCUACCCACCACCGAGCCUCUGAACUACCGUCGUUUGUUGGACCGCAAUGUCAACUGCAACUGGAAGUACAUCGUCGACAAGAUCGUCUGCAACAAUGACCAGCAAGCAUCGAUCUUUCUUCAACAGAAGCUCAAGGUUGGUACACCAGACCAAAAGUACGAGAUUGUGGAGGCCAUUGUCCUGCAAGCGCAUCCCUUGAUGGUCAAUCGAUUCGGCAACUUCUUGGUUCAGCGAUGCUUCGAGCACGGAACCCCUGAGCAGGUCAUCAAGAUUGCUAAGGCCAUUCGAGGUAACACUCUCAGCCUAUCUAUGGACCCUUUCGGAUGCCAUGUGGUCCAGAAGGCAUUCGACUCUGUGCCUGAGGACUACAAGGCCAUCAUGGUCCACGAACUUCUGCGACGUAUUCCGGAGACGGUUAUUCAUCGUUACGCUUGCCACGUCUGGCAGAAGCUGUUUGAGCUGCGAUGGACCGAGUCCCCGCCGCAAAUCAUGAAGUACGUGAACGAGGCUCUGCGUGGCAUGUGGCACGAAGUUGCGCUCGGCGAAACCGGCAGCUUGGUUGUCCAGAACAUUUUCGAGAACUGUCUCGAGGAGGACAAGAGACCUUGUAUCGAGGAAGUGCUUGCCAACAUCGACAUCGUCGCCCAUGGCCAAUUCGGCAACUGGUGCAUUCAGCAUGUCUGCGAGCACGGCGCCCCUGCGGAUCGAAGCCGAGCCAUUGACCACGUCAUUCGCUUUGCGGCGGAGUACAGUAUGGAUCAGUACGCCUCCAAGGUAGUUAAGAAAUGCCUCAAGAUUGGAGGUGGCGAGUUCCUGGGCCGCUACCUCGACCGUGUCUGCGAAGGUCGCAUGGACCGUCCGAGAAUCCCUCUCAUCAACAUUGCCAGCGAUCAAUACGGCAAUUAUUUGAUCCAGUGGAUCUUGAACAAUGCCAACCCGCAGCACCGGGAGGUCGUUGCGGCACACAUUCGCAAGCACACGGUCUCGCUUCGUGGUUCCAAGUUUGGAUCCAAGGUUGGGCUGCUUUGCACUAACCCCGCCGUCGCCACUCGACCUGGUCCUGCAAUCGGUACCCACAUGGGACGCCUUCCUGCCGGUCCUCGUUACGGCCGUUCCUACCAGUAG
Messenger RNA from Pseudomassariella vexata, 2163 nucleotides. Its product is annotated as armadillo-type protein. Bases 7 to 2163 code for a protein of 718 amino acids. Gene Ontology annotation, cellular component: cytoplasm. Gene Ontology annotation, molecular function: mRNA 3'-UTR binding. Lineage: Eukaryota; Fungi; Ascomycota; Sordariomycetes; Amphisphaeriales; Pseudomassariaceae. The record is from RefSeq and is a predicted model, not a curated record. The transcript is spliced from 2 exons. Gene Ontology annotation, biological process: post-transcriptional regulation of gene expression.